UAUCAAAAACGAGAUGGUUGAUAAGUCUAUACUAAAAUAAAUAAUCAUAUUAAUAAGCGAAGACAUUAAUAAAAUACUACUCGAAACUUAUCAGUGGUUAUCUAUAAGUUGUCCGAUUUCUAAGUACCGAUUAUUGGAGCUAUCUUGAAGAUGGGGCAAAUAGAAUCGUUGUGUAUACUUGUGAUCGGUUGCCAUGGCAACCACUCUGUAUAAGUAGCGGCUAUCGUCUUCAAGUUUCGAUAUUACUUUCGUUUCUAGUUAACCCCAGUUAUUAUUCGUUAAUAAUACGAUCUAAGGAAUUAAUUUUAUAUAGACAAUUUGUUAAGCAAGGUAACAUAAAAGGUUACACCAAGUAACAGAAGAUAACAUUUAUUGCUGUGGAUGUCCUCUAUAUGAUAAUGAAAUGAAAUAUCAAAAUAUGAUCAGAGGAAAAGACAGACCAUCGUGCUGCGCUAAAUGGCGAGGCGUGCUAGCAGAGUUUAUCGCCACACUCAUUCUUAUAAUGCUCGGCUGCAUGACAUGUUUGCCCAUCAAAGGCAUCGACCCAAACAUUUACGCGCCUUUCGGAUUUGGUUGUCUAGUUGCAGUGAACGUGCAGAUAUUUGGCCACAUAUCUGGUGCAUUCAUGAACCCGGCUGUGGUACUGGCAUCUGUCAUUCGAGGCAAUACAUCCCUCUGUUUAGGGAUUGCAUACACGUUAGCUGAAUGUGCUGGGGCGAUCGUCGGCUAUGGGAUCUUAUUUCUAAUAACGGAGAUCGAUAUAUUUGUUAAUGAAAUAUGUGUUACGACGCCCGUCCCAGAACUGUACUGGUACCAAUCGUUUGUGAUCGAAAUAGCUAUAACUGCAGUUCUUUCAUUUGUUUGUAUGAGUGUCUGGGAUCCUGUGAAUGCGCGUAAUACAGACAGUACCUCGAUAAAGUUUGGCGUUACGAUUCUUGGGCUUAUACUCGUAGCGGGACCAUGGACUGGGGCGAGCAUGAACCCUGCACGGUCCUUGGGUCCGGCGGUGUGGACUGGUCAGUGGGCCCAACACUGGAUCUACUGGGCUGGACCACUACUCGGCAGUGGUGCAGCCGCCUUACUUUAUAAAUUCAUAUUUACCAACAGAUAUCGCACACCCAAUAUCACCUCCUAAGAUCUUUUAUUUUUUUAGGGGGAAAAUCUUUCAAGGACUUCUCCCGCCUAGGCUAAAACGAGAGGGAGUGUCAGGCUCUUAUUGACUGAAAACCACCCUGUUCCUACUUCUACUCUUCCAGCUGGAGUCCCGGUAACUCGCUAGGUAGUCUGCAACUCCGAGUCGGGCAUCAUCCCUAUAGGGCUCCAUAUGUAGUGGUCUGAUGGCUCUUGGAGACGCGCGCGAAACUCGACGCGCCGUACGCAAGUCUGAUUCGAGUUGGGCGGCGAGCUACCCGUGCUUGCCGUCCACAGUCCCGCACUUAUGGCGGCUGGAGAUCGCACGAUCACCGACGCACGGAGUGUCUCCCGCGACUGGUGGACUACCUAAGACCUAGUCUUUAGUUUUUCUUUUAAUACGUACAAGGAUAUUUAUUUUAAGAAUUUAUUUAUAAUGAGGAAACUAUUGUGUUAUUGUUUUAGUAGAGGAAUGUACAUAGUAUUGUAUCUAUUAAAUAAUGUUCUUUGUAUAAUCAGAGAGUUAUUGCAACAC
Messenger RNA from Spodoptera frugiperda (fall armyworm), 1666 nucleotides. RefSeq names its product aquaporin-4-like. Lineage: Eukaryota; Metazoa; Arthropoda; Insecta; Lepidoptera; Noctuidae. Gene Ontology annotation, biological process: transmembrane transport. Gene Ontology annotation, molecular function: water channel activity. The transcript is spliced from 2 exons. Gene Ontology annotation, cellular component: plasma membrane. The record is from RefSeq and is a predicted model, not a curated record. The coding region runs from base 404 to 1135 and encodes 243 amino acids.